Molecule: messenger RNA, 1140 nt
Organism: Trichophyton benhamiae CBS 112371
Lineage: Eukaryota; Fungi; Ascomycota; Eurotiomycetes; Onygenales; Arthrodermataceae
Exons: 2
Coding region: 1-1140 (379 amino acids)
Biological process (GO): regulation of transcription by RNA polymerase II
Molecular function (GO): DNA-binding transcription factor activity, RNA polymerase II-specific; RNA polymerase II cis-regulatory region sequence-specific DNA binding
Source: RefSeq, a predicted model, not a curated record
AUGGCGUAUGAUAUUGUGGAGAAUAAGGGAAACAUACUAUCUUGGGAAGGCGAAACUUCCGGGCCUACCGAGCUGGAACUUGACCUUUUCGCCGCGACCUAUCCUCUGUUUGAUGAAUUCCACGAGCUCGAACGCCUCGGAUACCAGACCUCCGGGCAACCAAACACCUCCACAACCUCGCAGAGAAAUUGCAGCCAGAUAUUUGAUAAUCAAUAUCCAAAUUCAGUAUCUACUGGUUCUCGACCGUCGUUUGAUAGCUCGACCUCUCGGCCGGAAAGCGCCAUUUACCCCCCUCUCUCGCCUGAGAACUCUGUUGGCUCUAGUUCCCCAGUUGACUUCCAUGUGCUCUAUGGCUCUGACUCGCUUGUACGUUCUGUACCCGAGGCCGUGAACUUGGCAUCCGAAGAUGAGACAGACGAUGACAGUGUCUCAUCCGAAGAACCCUACGCAAGACUGAUUUGGAGAGCACUCAUGUCUGCCCCUGGUCAUAAGAUGGUUUUGAAGGAGAUAUACGAGUGGUUUGAAAAGAAUACUAGUAAAGCCAAAAAUUCUGAUUCUAAAGGAUGGCAGAAUAGCAUUCGGCAUAACCUGUCUAUGAAUGCGGCAUUCGAAGGCGUCAAAGAAGUUUUAUCACCUGGGGCGCAAACCCGGAAAUCUGGUAACGCUUGGGUCCUCACUGAACGUGCUAUCAGGCAUGGAGUACAGUCCACAACCCGUUACCGCAAGCCAGGAGUCCACAAGAAAUCCCAAAAAUCGGAUCAUCCAGCCCCCCAGAGGCAAAAAUCAGGAGCUAGGGGAGGUCGUGCCGCCAAAAAAGCCGCCAAAUACAGACGAGCCAUUCAAGAGUCUCAAAGACUUGACCGAAACUCUCAAAAUGCGCCUCUUUCUGAUAUACCCUUCAAUCAACACGACAUACUCGCUCAAACGGCGAGCUGCGUUGAGUAUGGGCCUGCAGAACCAGUGAAUGACUACGUGUUGAGCGACUACGGGCUUGAAAACCUCUUGGGUUGUAAUGAGCUCAUACCACGAUCACCGUUAUUUUACCCCGACUUGGAUCUGGAUGAGAACCAACAACCCUCUGGGACUACUGUCUUAGGAGGCCAGCCGAUCGGUCGAGAUUUUAAUUCCCUACUGCAGUAA